CAAGAAGUAAAGACACGCAGUGUCACACCAAAACAACAGUGCGUAUCACACGGGAGUCAUUCAGCUCUCACAGACGGACAGACAGACAGACCGACUCGUUUUGUUGUCCAUCUGAGCACUUGAGGUGCCCUGACGCCAAACGAUGAUCCCAUCUGAACCAAUGCACUGAAAGCAGCUGAUACAUCGAAUGGGACCCCUCACAUUAAACUGCCAACCCCUCUGGCAAUAAAACGGAAGGACACGCACUAUACCACACCAAGAACGGCAGUGCGCAUCACACGGGUAGACAUCAAGCAAGUAACAUACGCACAGCCCAGACAGACAGACAGACAGACAGACCGACAGACGGAGAGACACUCGCUUUUGUCCACUUUUUGUCCAUAUCGCCCAUCGCCAAUCCGGUCCUCGCCCCGCCCUCGCGCGCGCGCGCACACACACACACGGACAUGACACGGUACAUAAUAAGUAUGCGAAAAGGGCCAUUGGUUAACGGUCCGUUGCGUGGUGUAGUGUCGUUGGUGUGUGUGAAUGAAUGCCUUCAUUCAUUGCGUUUCCAUCCAACACGAAAAAGGUACGGAUGGAAACGACCAGCAGCCCUGCCACUGCUGCUCGGCUGUCUCUCUCUCUCUCUCUCUCUGAUCGUGAGAGAGAAGCUAAUCUACAUGACCGAUCAUGUCAGUUCACUGGCCUUUUCCCUGCUGUCUUCAUGUGUGUGUGCGGGAAUGACGUUGACGUGCUUUGGCAGCACGGCCGUGUUGGUCAGGUGUCCCCUCAUGUGCACCACCAGCCCGCGCUUGGCCACCUCGGGCGGCAAACACUGUGUCUUGAAGGUCUCUGAAUAUACACACAUUGACAUACUCGCGCGUGUGUGUAUCUGUGUGUCUGGCUGCAUCAUAACUCACUCACCGAAGACCUCGUGGAGGUGUUCCAGGUAGGUGGCCAGCACCCUGGCCACCUUCUCGUCGCUCGGGUUCGGGUCGGGCUCACCCACCUCAAGUGCCCGCCCAAUACUGACACCCAGAGACAAACAGACACAGAGACAAAGAGACAAAGAACCAUACACACACCCACAGCACAUGGCCGUCUGGAUGACCGGCCCUCUCUGUGGCUCACCGACCCGAGUGUGAUGGUGACUGGGUUGGGUCCCCUCAGCGGCAUGAUGGGCCACCUAACCAUGCGGAACGUGUAGCGGGCCAGCCGCAUGCCCCACUCAGGCACACUGAAGGCUCGCGUCUCCUGGAACGAGUACGAUGGCAACAGUGGAACACCGUGCCUGCAGGCAUCAACCAACACACACACAGGCUCUCACAUAGCGUGUUGUGCGUGGGGGUGGGUGUUCUCACUCGAUGGCCAGUCGUAUCCAGCGGAGUCGUUUUGGAAGAUAGAGCUGCUCUCGCGUCGGGUCGGUGUGCACCUGCUCGUAGAUACCGCCAGGGGUGAUGAACAGCGUCCUGCCUAAACCAACCAACACCCCCAUCCACAGCACAUGCCUUCGGCCUCUUCUUGGGGACUGACUGACCGCUCUUGAGCGCCAUGCUGAGAAUCUCUCUGUCUGCCGGUCUCGCACCCCAGCACAGGCACAUCUCGCGAAGCACUGCACACACGAAUCAGGACCAGACACACACAAGCAAGGCGCACACACAUACAUACAGACUAUAAUUGGCCGCCCGAUUGCGACGCUCACAAGGUAUAUAGAAGAUGCCGGACGCCACCCCAACAACCGCCUUAGUCCUCUGAACCAAACAAGACAACACAGAGAGAGCAAAACGGUCAGCCAGCACAGUGGCAAACCCCUUCCCCCUCCCCUCACGAGUUUGCAGGUGCUUUCGAUUGUCCUCAGCGGCCCGAUCAGGGAGGGCAGCACAGCAUUGACCCCGUGCGGGUGCCACGACACCACAUACUGCCGGUCAAGAUCCCAGCUCUUCUCGUCCACACACACGAUGCCGCCAAACUUGAGCCCUCCGAGUGCGUAGAGCCUCUGCACGCACCAUCGCACGGCGUGGGCGAGCCAGUCUGGUCCCCAGUCGCCGAGGUGGGUGAGGUGGGAGGCGGUGCGCCACAGAUAAAUCAGCCAGAAGGCCACAGAGAUAUUCGCGACGAAGAGGGCGAAAAGGGCCGCGGUGAGGGGAAACAUCCCACCAGCUAUCUGAUGACGUCUGCAGGACAGCAAACGGACGAAUGACUGAAUGAAUGAGCAACGCAGCAGAGAUCCCAUGCGUGCACUGAGUGUGGUAAGUGUACUAUUUUGCGGUCUUUCGCCGCUGCUUUGCUGCAGGGUCGUUCUCCGAUGCUGCUGCAGUCCUGGACGAGAGAAGUCAGGUCGAAG
Vitrella brassicaformis is the source of this 2326-nucleotide messenger RNA. The record is from the annotation of a GenBank genome assembly. NCBI's taxonomy places the organism in Eukaryota, Vitrellaceae.